Messenger RNA from Mauremys mutica (yellowpond turtle), 4200 nucleotides. RefSeq names its product E3 ubiquitin-protein ligase TRIM39-like. The record is from RefSeq and is a predicted model, not a curated record. Lineage: Eukaryota; Metazoa; Chordata; Testudines; Geoemydidae. The transcript has 7 exons. Gene Ontology annotation, molecular function: zinc ion binding; protein binding. The coding region runs from base 259 to 1680 and encodes 473 amino acids.
ACAGAGCACUAUAAUGAAUGAAACAGUGAAUCCACGCUCCUGUGACUCUUUUGGGCAAUGUUGAUCACUAAUUUGGCUCCUGAAGGACUGAGGUCUCAGUAUCACUGCUCUAGGGUGUGACUUAGGAGCUCGCAAGGCAAAAGACUUUCAGGGCACAAAGCCAGGGGAGGAGGGAAUCCACACCCUCUCCUGUCAAACCCACUGCUGAGCAGAUGAAAGUGAAACUCACUUUGCGUCUGUUUCCCGGAGAAAAGACUCAUGGCUCAGGCUGCUGCGAAUCUGACUGAAGAUCUCCAGAAUGAAGCCACUUGUCCCAUCUGCCUGGACUCUUUUAAAGACCCAGUGAUCACAGAGUGCAGCCACAAUUUCUGUGGGGCCUGUAUCCGUGAGUACUGCAAGGAAUCAUCGCGAAACGUCUCCUGUCCGCAGUGCAGGAAGACAAUCCAGCCAGGGAACUUCAGGCCCAACAGGCAGCUGGCAAACAUGGUGGAAAUAGCUGUGCGGCUCGGCGUGGAAGCAGCAAGGAAAGCGCGAGAGAUUGUGUGCAAGGAGCACAAGGAACCUCUGAAGCUCUUCUGCGAAGGAGACCAGAGCCCGAUCUGCCUGGUGUGCAGGGAGUCCCGCGGGCACAGGGACCACGCUGUGGCGCCCAUAGAGGAGGCAGCGCAGGCCUACCAGGAAAAGCUUCAGAGCAAUUUGUGUUUCUUACAAAAAGAGAGAGAAGAAUUUGAACCGUAUGGAGAAGAGAGAAGUGACGAGCUGCUGAGACAGACAGAAUUGGAGAGACGGAAGAUUUUGUCGGAAUUUGAGCAAUUGCAUGAGUUUUUGAGUGAACAACAGUGCCUUCUUCUGGCACAGCUGGAAAUGCUAGAUGAGGAGAUUUUAAAGAGGCGGCAUGAAUAUGUCACCAAAGUGUCAGAGAAAAAGUUACUACUCAACGAACUGAUCAGCGAGAUACAAAGGAAAUGUUCCCAGCCAGCGACAGAAUUCCUUAAGGACGUUGGCAGCACCUUGAGCAGGUGCGAGUGUGUGAAGGUCCCAACUCCAGAGCCCGUUUCUCCUGUGCUGAAGAAGAGAGUCAGCGACUUCUCUGAAAAUAAUAAUCUUGUCACAGGGGUGCUGGCCGUGUUCAAAGAAAAUCUGCGAGCUCAGCUGGAUAAAGAGAAAGUCAACGUGACUCUGGAUCCAGAAACAGCAAAUCCCCACCUCAUCCUGUCAGAGGAUGGGAAAAGUGUGAGACUCGGAGCGGGGCGGCUGGAUGUGCCUGCCAAUCCCAAGAGGUUCAUGUCGAGCCCCUGUGUCCUGGGCUCUGAGGGAUUCACAACAGGGAGACACUAUUGGGAGCUGGAGGUUGGAGAUGGGGAUGGCUGGGCUGUGGGGGCUGCCAGAGAGUCGGUGGAGAGAAACAGAAAGUCAACGCUUCAGACGGAAGGGAUCUGGGCUGUACGUCUGGGCUGGGAUCGUCAAUACACAGCUCUCACGUUUCCCCCAACCCCUCUCUCACUGGACGAGAAGCCCAGGAAGAUCCGAGUUCACUUGGACUACGAAGAGGGGCAAGUGACCUUUUACAACGCAGAGAACAUGGCCCAAAUCUUCAAUUUCUCUGCCUCUUUCAAGGAGAAAAUCUUCCCUUACUUCUGGCUCUGGUCCCCAGAAUCAUGUAUCCAGAUGUGUCCCUGAUGGUAUCAAGCUUCUUACAGUGGCUCUCACAUGAGAACUCCUGCACACUUGACUGCAGCUGGAGAAAGAGAGGAUUCAUUAAAAUAACCCUAACUAACCAAACGCUCAGAAAUUAUCUGCUUGUAUUUCUCAUUGCAGUAAGUUCAUCUGCACUCGUUACCCAGAGCCUUGGGCUGGAUCAUCUCCUUUGUGUAUUGCCAUAAAACCGUGGUGUCUACUGGAUGUUCUGCACUGCCCCUUUAAGUGUCAAUGCCAGAUUUUCACCACUAACUUCAUAGCUUCACUCUGCUAGCACACUUCUGUCAGUCAGGGGUGUGAUGAGGUGUAAUUUGUGACCCACAAAGCUGUGCUGGCAAAAGCCCCUAGUGUAAAUGCAGCUAUACUUUCAAAUGUGCACUUUUACCACUAUAGGUAAGGCUAAGAUGUUGUCACGUUUAUUUUUAGUAAAAGACAGGGACAGGUCUCGGGCAAUAAACAAAAAUUUACAUUAAAAAUAACAGUGACAACAUGGGACUGAGCCGGAGCCCUGCUGUGGGAGAGGAGGGAUGGAGGUCCAGCACCCACUGCAGCUGACAUCUCUGGGGUCCCCCCAGUGGCUGAAAGCUGCAUGGCCCCCACCUCCUGUGGCAGCUGAGAGCUCCAGGGGUCCCCUGUAGCAGCUGAAAGCUGCAGGGGCCUGUGCUGGCUGACAGUUCCAGCCCCGCCAUCCCCUGGUUGAAACAGAAAAUGUCACAGAUUCCGUGAUUUCCGUGACCUAAUCUUAUCUUUAACUAUAGGGGUUAUGUCUCUUGGAAGGGUUACAGUCACCUAUGCCAACCAAAGCACAGUUUUGCCAGUAUAAGCUGUCCAUACUAGGAGCGCUUUGCUGGUGUAAUACACCGGUAUUCUUACGCCAGCAAAACCUUCCAAGUGGGAUCCUGGCCUAAGAACUCUGCCUUUUUCAGUGACAGCAGCCAUUUUGUCCCUAGAAUUGCUGCAGCCUGUUACAAGAGAGAGACAGACAAACUUAAUUCCUACUGCGAGGCGGUUGCAAAUCCUGUUUCUAGGGCAAUCUGUGAGAGGGGUUCUGAGCCUUCAUGUUUUACAUCUAUUUGAGACCUUGGGCAAGUUACCUGCAACAAUGUUUUGGUUUUUUUUAAAAAAGGUUAAGAAAAACAAAAAAUGAACAGAGUUCUAAAGGGAGUGAAUAAAAAUCCAUUCCCUUCUGAAUUAAUCAUCUUUCCUUUAAUUUCUUUAGUAUCAUAAAUCAUGCAGUUCUCCAGUCAGCCAUAGAGUCUCCCAAGACCUAAAUUUCUGAUGUAGACUAAAACUUUGCUGGCCUACUAUAUACAUCAUAAAGAUGCACAAUCAAAAGGGCACAAGCCCAGUAUUUUUUCUUUGCAUGGAAGGAGUUAAAGUAAGGUGUGCUAAGUCAGUGGUACUUCAAUGAACAGGAAUGGUGGAGUUAAAAAAAAAGUUUAAGUAAUUGUUGGUAUGAACGUUCUAGUCUGGAUUGUGCUCCAUCCAGACUUAUUCAAGCCAGUUUUAAUUCUGACUUCCUAAAUGGUCGUUUUGAAUAGUGUGUAAGGGACGAGGGUGUAGGUGGUUUGGCCUAACAGUCGCAGCUGGGCUGGUUUCCACAAAUCAAGAACAGCCAUGAGGUGGUGAUCAGUGAGCAGGGAUCAGAGUAAUCACUAGAUCCGGGCUCAAUAGGUAAGAGUCAGGCCAGAGCUGGAGAUCAGAGAUAGUUACUAGACUGGAAUCAGAAGUGUUAGGGGCAGAAAAUGGAGAUCAGCAAGCGAGGUCAGGUCAAGAGUCACAGCAAUACAGAAGUCUGCCUGGUUGCCCAGACAACUUCCUGGGGCACUUCCCAGGGUUGAACAGUGAGCAUGGGCCCAUCAGAAGGCCACAGGGUGCUGUCGCUCUGGUCCUUUUGGACAGUACUUCUGCUGCACCUCAUCUGCACAGUGCUUCUUGGAUAUAAUGCUGCAUGGCCUCCCAGCAGCGAUGUGGGAACAUCAGCUGUCCCAGGUUCUAGUCCCAUGGAUCCUUAUGUAAUGAUUCAGCAGGUGGUACUCCCUCCUUGGGGACAGUACCGAACCAAUGGAAUGUCUGAGAGUGAGUUCAAAUUCUCCUUGCAAACUGUGCAUCUGGAGCUCGUCUGUCAGCCCUUUGAGAUUGAAAAUGCUUUGAACAAAUCAAGCUACUUUCAUUCAGUUCCCCAUCAUCUUGGUCAUCAGUGACAUGGGCCUGUGGCAUCUGCAAAGGGGUGAGGCCGUAUAUCUAAAGGUCUAUACUAGAAAUCUACAUCGGUAUAACUACAUCACUCCAGGAUGUGAAAAAUCCUUUCUCCUGAGCAACAUAGUUACAUCAACCUAACCCGCAGUGUACACAGCGCUACACCAGAGAAUUCUCCUGUCGACAUAGCUACCACCUCUUGUGGAAGUGGAUUAACUCUCCUGACUGGAGAAGCUUUUCUGUAUUUCAUUUUACAGAUACGCCAAACCCGUGAAAAAAAACAGAAAUUGGGCUUCUUUUUGG